Molecule: messenger RNA, 1062 nt
Organism: Aspergillus ochraceoroseus IBT 24754
Lineage: Eukaryota; Fungi; Ascomycota; Eurotiomycetes; Eurotiales; Aspergillaceae
Exons: 4
Coding region: 114-758 (214 amino acids)
Cellular component (GO): nucleus; cytoplasm
Source: RefSeq, a predicted model, not a curated record
GAGGAAACUACCUUGAAUGGGAAUUAUCAUCCGACAAUUGAAGAAAACCAUUCAUCAGCAAUCACCUCAUCCAUUACAAUAUAAUCCUCAUAGAGACAAUUAGUUACACCACCAUGCGGUUUCUGUGUUUACAUGGUGCUGGCACAGGUGCGGAGGUAUUUGAAAUCCAAUCCGGCGGCAUAAUCCAAGCCCUCGAAAGCCAAGGCCACAAAUUCAAAUUCAUCAACGGCAAAGUCAACACGGAAGUCGAGCCUGAACUAAAGGGAAUCUUCCCUCCCCCCUUCUACAGCCACUAUCCCCGCGACACCGCCCCAGGCACAGACCUCAGCAAAGCAAUCGAGUACACUCUCGAUAUCAUUGCCCGCGACGGCCCCUUUGACGCCGUACUGGGGUUUUCGCAAGGCGCGGCCCUCGCCUUCUCAUUGCUAAUGCACCAUGCGCAAACGCACCCUUCCUCGCCGCCGUUGUUCAAAACCGCGGUGUUUAUCUGCGGUGCGGCGCCGUACGAGUUGUCUGGACUGACGCUGUUCUCUCUCAAGGAAGGCCAGGCGUACCCUGUUUCGAUUCCCACGGCGCAUAUCGUGGGGAAAUUGGAUCCGUUGUAUCCGGUGAGCAUGGACCUUUAUGCGUCCUGCGAGCCGUCGAUGGCGGAGUUGUAUGAUCAUGGCUCGAAGCAUAUGAUUCCGUUUGAUGUGAAGAAUAACGAUGCCAUGGUGGCGGUGAUUGAGAGGACGAUUCAGAGGGCACUCAGGGGAUAGAAAAAUGUUUUUUUUUUCUUUCUUUCUUUCUUUCUUUCUUUCUUUAUUCGUGAUAGAUAAAGUGCAUGUUUCUAAAAGCUGUCUCUCUACCCCCCCCCCUCUCCCUUCUACCUCUUCUCCGGGUAGUGGUUAACUUGGGAUAAUUUCUCGGAAUGUUAUGAUCUGAUCUGGUAUAUUAUGCUAUUCUGUUUUCUAUGUUCAUCGCUUCUUCGAGGACUCCCGGUCCCGUCUAGAUACCAGAACGGCUAUUAAUAGGAGCACUAUUCCCAGGACGAUGCUGUAUGAAAUGCUGGUUCCUGUAAAC